This is a messenger RNA of Saccostrea echinata, 1231 nucleotides long. Its product is annotated as peripherin-2-like. Gene Ontology annotation, cellular component: membrane. The transcript is spliced from 5 exons. Lineage: Eukaryota; Metazoa; Mollusca; Bivalvia; Ostreida; Ostreidae. Gene Ontology annotation, biological process: visual perception. The record is from RefSeq and is a predicted model, not a curated record. The coding region runs from base 4 to 1164 and encodes 386 amino acids.
AGAAUGGGAGUGCCAGAAAUUAAUCUCACGGAAAAAACAAGAUGUUUAAUUUCAAAAGUAGCCAGUGUUAUGUGCCUAGUCACCAUCCCAUUUAAUUUGUUUAUGCUUACAAUAGCUGUUUAUAUCGAACUUGCAGUUCAAGACAAAGUUAGUCUUAUUGAAGGAAGUCGGGACGCGUUACCUGCCUACAUGAUUAUUUUGGGUCUUGUUGGACUGAUUGUUAAUAUCUUAGCAUCACGAGUUUGUUGGGUUGUGCAUGACAUGGCGAGAAGAGAUGUCUGGAAAAAAUUUCUAAUUCCAGUUUUCUUUCUUUCUUUUAUUUUAUUUGUGUGCAUUUUUGUGGCAUCCAUGCUUUGUUUUGCAAACGUUGCUUCACUUCGUAAAUUAUUUAGCAAAGGAAUAUAUGUUUCCAUGAAAAAGUACGCUACAGACAUGCCAAAGAAAAGCAUCAUUGAUAAGUUACAGAUUCAGUAUGAGUGCUGUGGUUCAGAAGGAUACACAGAUUGGUUCCAUGUCAAAUUUGUAUCAAAGAAAUAUAUAACCGAUGAAUAUAUGACAAAAGAUGAACAACAUACAUACAAAAAGUUUACCGACCAUGUUCCGUUUAGCUGCUGUAACUACAGAGCCCGUAGACCCUGCAUAGACACCAGAGUACAAGCAAAACACUACAAGUAUGAAUACACCAAAGACAUAACAUUGUACACACAAGGAUGUAGUGAUGCAUUGAUGACAUCAUAUAAUCACAUGUUAAAGACUGCAGGGGCUGUUGUUGUCAUACUGGCAUUCUUAGAGCUGAUGAUAGGAUUAGAAACAAGGCUAUUACAAACAGGCCUUGCUAACUUAAUUGAUGAUGAAGAUUCAAAGGGUUUUCUUAUUCCAUUUGGUGGUGGUAAAGCACAAGGCAAAGUGGAGGAUGAUGACAAGCAGAAAUUAUUACCGGAUGGACCACCUCCUGCUCCAAUGACAAAAUUAGCCAGUCUACAGAACCUCCCUCCAGUAGGAAGUAUAGACAAUAUAUCUGUCACAGAGUCCUUUGACGAUGAGGAAGAGUUACCUCCCCCUGAUGUUGAGGAAGAGUUUCCUCCCCCUCCAUCUGAUCUUGAAGAUCUUCCUCCACCAAGACAAUCUGUGAAAUAUGUUAAUGAGAUGGACAUUGAUGAAUGAAAACAACUUAUCAAAUGAUAUUAUACCAUGAAAUUAUUUAUUCUAAAUUAUGUCAACUUUAAAUAAA